UUAUAAGGCAUUGCAAGAAGGAUCGCAACGGAGUGGCGAACGGAGGAUCCGCUCGAUGCCCAUCGUAGUCUCUCUCCCCACUGUCCACCGCCUGCCACACUGCUGCUGUUGCUGCCGCCGUUUCUGCUGCGCCGAUCAGCGAAUUUAAUGGAUCUGCUGCCCUCGUCGGCUUCGUUGCGCUCGUCUUCUCUUUUUCUCUCACUCGGUUUGACAUUCUCGUUACCCUAAACCCCAUCCCUCUCUUGAUCUCCGUCAGAUCUGGAUGAGUCGCUCAAAUGUUGCUCCGGCGAGAACUUGCACGGGGACCCUUGGACCGUAGCUCCUCUUCGCUGAGUCGGAGUCGGCGUCAUCGGUUCCUUUAUUCUCGAUCUCCUCUUCACUGAGUUUCUGUGUCGGCCGGAACGUCUACUUGUUUGAAACAUCAAAGUCGUCCCGGAGAUGAACCCACUGUGCUGCAUUGCCCCUGUGUCUCUGGAUCGGGGCGACCGCGGGGACCCCUCGCCCAUGGUGGGCCUUAAGGCCGCGAAGCCGACGAAUGGGGAGGAGAGCCCCACCAGGAACUCAUCGAGCAAGAAGCUGAUCCAGGAGCCAAUGAUCCUCUCGGACUCCGACGGCGCUGCGUGUCUGGACACGGAAGCUGAGGAGGCGGCGGCGCCAGAGAGCGGGGAUGGGAGGGGCGCGAGCGGAAAUGGGGCGGUGGCGGGGGUUCUAUGGAAGUGGGUGAACUACGGGAAGGGGUGGCGGUCUCGAUGGUUCGUGCUGCAGGACGGGGUGUUAUCAUACUAUAAGGUCCAUGGGCCACAUCGGAUAUCGCUCGGUUCGGCGGCGCGCGAGUCUGGGGUGAGGGUCAUCGGGGAGGAGUCGUUGAAACGGGUGAGGAAGGAACAGCAGUUGGGCUUGGGGAGUGGAGGGUACCAGGGACUGUCAGCCACGAAACAAUGGAAGCCAUUUGGAGAGGUACAUUUGAAGGUCUCUUCAGUUCGCAUCAGCAAGUCUGAUGAUAAAAGACUGUAUAUUUUUACUGGUACUAAGACUCUCCAUUUACGGUGUGAUGCUAGAGAUGACCGUACUGCAUGGAUUGAUGCUCUAUUGUCUGCUAAGGAGCAUUUUGCACGUUCAUUAGAAAUUAAUGAACCUGAAUCGUCAGUAGAGGUUACUGUCUCAACUGAGAAAUUACGAGCAAAACUGAUGCAGGAAGGACUGAAUGAAUUAGCAGUGAAGGAAUGCGAGUCUAUUAUGCUAUUAGAAGUCUCUGAGCUGCAGGACCGAUUUAAGUUCUUGCAACAGAAACAUCUUAUUUUACUUGAUACAUUAAGACAGCUCGAGACAGAGAAAGUGGAACUGGAGACCACAGUAGUUGAUGAAAGAAAGGAGCGUGAAGCUCAACUGGGGAUAGUGAAUGGAAGAUUUAGUGAUUUCUAUUCUGUUAACUCAGAGGGCACAGCGACUGACUCUGAAGUUGACAAUGAAAGUCAAGGUGCAGAUGCUGAUACAGAUGAAGACGAUGGAACAUUCUUUGAUACAAGAGAUUUUUUAUCUGUUGAGUCACUAAGAAGUGCUUCUUACCGAAGUAGGGAAGCCAUGGGUAAUGAUUGCAUUGCAUCCACCUGUGGUAUUGAAUCCAUCUUUUCUGUCAAUGUUCAAGAUGUGACUCUAGGGGUCAGAAGAAUUGAGUAUCCCUAUGUUAAGCGGAGGAAGAAAUUGCCUGAACCAAGGGAAAAAGAAAAGCCUGUUGGAUUGUGGUCGAUAAUUAAAGAAAACAUUGGGAAGGAUCUUUCUGGAGUCUGUCUUCCAGUUUACUUCAAUGAGCCACUUUCUUCCCUCCAAAAAUGCUUUGAGGAUCUUGAAUAUUCCUACUUGGUUGAUCGGGCACUAGAGUGGGGAAGGCAGGGAAAUAACCUAAUGAGGAUUCUUCACAUUGCUGCAUUUGCUGUAUCUGGUUAUGCUUCAACAGAAGGUCGACAAUGCAAACCCUUCAACCCUCUUCUUGGGGAGACAUAUGAAGCUGAUUAUCCAGACAAAGGCCUCCGCUUCUUCUCUGAAAAGGUGAGUCAUCAUCCAAUGGUUGUUGCUUGUCACUGUGAAGGUAGAGGAUGGAAAUUUUGGGGUGACUCUAAUCUUAAAGGAAAGUUCUGGGGUCGAUCUAUUCAGCUUGAUCCUAUUGGGAUCCUCACUCUUCAGUUUGAAGAUGGAGAGACAUUUCAGUGGAGUAAAGUCACCACGUCUAUAUAUAACAUAAUUAUUGGAAAAAUUUAUUGUGAUCACUAUGGUACUAUGCGAAUAAGGGGCAGUGGCGAGUACUCCUGUAAACUCAAGUUCAAAGAACAAUCCAUCAUUGAUCGAAAUCCCCAUCAGGUGCAUGGUUUUGUGCAAGAUAAUAGAACUGGUAGCAAGGUAGCAAUGCUGAUAGGAAAGUGGGAUGAAGCGAUGUAUUAUGUGUUAGGAGAUCCAACAAUGAAGCCAAAGGGUUAUGAUCCAAUGUCAGAAGCUGUACUUCUUUGGGAGCGAGAUAAGUUUGUAAAUCAAACUCGAUACAACCUCACGCCAUUUGCUAUUUCCUUAAAUGAGCUGACACCAUCCUUGAUGGAGAAGUUGCCUCCAAGUGACUCCCGCUUAAGGCCUGAUCAGAGACAUUUAGAAAAUGGAGAAUAUGAACUGGCAAAUGCAGAGAAACUCAGACUGGAACAAUUACAAAGACAGGCAAGGAAGUUGCAAGAGAAGGGAUGGCAACCAAGAUGGUUUCGAAAAGACAGGGAGGAUGAUUGCUACCAAUAUGUGGGAGGAUAUUGGGAAGCACGUGAGCAAGGGAAUUGGGAUGGAAUUUCAAAUAUAUUUGGCCAAAGUGACAAUUUGUUGAGCAUAGAGUAAUACUUAUUUUAUCUACAUGUACAUCUAUAAUGCAAGGAAAUUAGCUAUGCAGCAAUUUAUAAUUAGGAGGAUUGACAUAUUAUCAAGUAACAGCUAUGUGAGAUCAACAUUUCACUAUGCCCCCAUCUCAUUUUAGUAGCUAUUCUUGUUGCUCAAUGAUAGUAAAAUAAACAAAGAAAUUCUGGCAGCUUGUCUAUAACACCCUCUUAGAAUCAUGGUGGUAUUGGCAUCACAAGCCUCUGCAUCGAACCUAAGGUCAAUUCAGUGUCUUGUGGGGCUGGUUAGAAGGGCUCAGCUAGAGGUACGUAUCUUUAUAUAUUAAUGCAGCUUCGGGACAAUUGACAAACUCUCAAGGUUGCUUUCUGCAAGAAAAUGGAUCAAUUUCAUGUUGCUAGCUGCUAGAAUCUCUUGGCUAGCAAAACUGGCUGCUCCAGAGGGCUUGUUUGUAUUUGUAGCAUUUGGUACCAUUUUUUCCAUUAAAGUGAUAUAUAUGAAGUGAAUUAUGCAAUUGACAAAGGUGGAACACCCAGUGGAAGAUUGCUCCAUCAUUUCUGA
Zingiber officinale is the source of this 3423-nucleotide messenger RNA. Its product is annotated as oxysterol-binding protein-related protein 1D-like. Lineage: Eukaryota; Viridiplantae; Streptophyta; Magnoliopsida; Zingiberales; Zingiberaceae. The record is from RefSeq and is a predicted model, not a curated record. The coding region runs from base 439 to 2868 and encodes 809 amino acids. The transcript has 9 exons. Gene Ontology annotation, molecular function: sterol binding. Gene Ontology annotation, cellular component: intracellular membrane-bounded organelle; membrane; cytosol.